AUGACGACAAUGGACCUCCGCGUCGGCAACAAGUACCGUAUCGGCCGCAAGAUCGGUAGCGGCUCCUUUGGUGACAUCUACCUUGGCACCAACAUCAUCUCUGGCGAGGAGAUUGCCAUCAAGCUCGAGAGCGUCAAGGCCAAGCACCCCCAGCUCGAAUAUGAGGCUCGCGUCUACAAGUCGCUGGCCGGCGGCGUCGGUAUCCCCUUCGUCCGCUGGUUCGGCACCGAGUGCGACUACAACGCCAUGGUGCUCGACCUCCUUGGCCCCUCGCUCGAGGAUCUGUUCAACUUCUGCAACCGCAAGUUCUCGCUGAAGACGGUUCUGCUCCUUGCCGACCAGCUCAUCUCCCGCAUCGAGUACAUCCACGCCAAGUCGUUCAUCCACCGUGAUAUCAAGCCGGACAACUUCCUCAUGGGCAUCGGCAAGCGUGGCAACCAGGUCAACGUCAUCGACUUUGGUCUUGCCAAGAAGUACCGUGACCCCAAGACUCACUUCCACAUUCCCUACAGAGAGAACAAGAACUUGACUGGUACCGCCCGUUAUGCCAGCAUCAACACCCACCUGGGUGUCGAGCAGUCCCGCCGUGACGACAUGGAGUCCCUGGGCUACGUGAUGCUCUACUUCUGCCGCGGCUCCCUUCCCUGGCAGGGCCUGAAGGCGGCCACCAAGAAGCAGAAGUACGACCGCAUCAUGGAGAAGAAGAUGACGACCCCCACCGAGGUCCUGUGCCGUGGCUUCCCCAACGAGUUCGCCAUCUACCUCAACUACACGCGCUCGCUCCGCUUCGACGACAAGCCCGACUACUCGUACCUGCGCAAGAUCUUCCGCGACCUUUUCGUCCGUGAGGGCUUCCAGUACGACUACGUCUUCGACUGGACCGUCUACAAGUACCAGAAGAACGCCCAGGCCAUUGCCCAGGCCGCCGGUAACCAGGCCCAGCCCGACGAGGAGGACAAGGUCCGUGGCCGCCAUGUCACCAACACCGCCGCUGCCACCGCUGGCCCGACCGCCGCCGCCGGCACCAUCACCGACAAGCGUCGUGGCCCCGUCAACCCCCGCGAAGGUGGCACCGGAAUGCAACUUCGUUCGUCCAAGCGCAAUGACCAGUACCAGCCCGGCUACUGA
Messenger RNA from Aplosporella prunicola CBS 121167, 1128 nucleotides. RefSeq lists its product as uncharacterized. Bases 1 to 1128 code for a protein of 375 amino acids. Gene Ontology annotation, molecular function: ATP binding; protein serine/threonine kinase activity. Lineage: Eukaryota; Fungi; Ascomycota; Dothideomycetes; Botryosphaeriales; Aplosporellaceae. The transcript is spliced from 4 exons. The record is from RefSeq and is a predicted model, not a curated record. Gene Ontology annotation, cellular component: cytoplasm; nucleus. Gene Ontology annotation, biological process: signal transduction; endocytosis; peptidyl-serine phosphorylation.